GCCUCGAAGAGGAAGUAGUUUUUUUUCCUCCAGCCGAGAUCUGGCCUUUCAUCGGGUUUAGGGUGCACCGAUCGAUUUCGUUGCGGCCAAAGUGAUGGCGUUGGAGUGGGUGGUGCUUGGCUAUACUGCUGCCGCGGAGGCCAUUAUGCUCAUCCUCCUCACCCUUCCGUGGCUCGGCGGCCUCCACCGGGGUCUCGUCGCCGUCGUUCGCGGCGCCCUAAAGCCGCUCCUCUCCGUGGUUCCCUUUUGCCUUUUCCUCCUGGCGGACAUAUACUGGAAGUACGAGACUAGGCCGAAUUGCGAGCAGGAGCACUCCUGCACUCCCUCCGAGUACCUCCGCCACCAGAAAUCGAUUAUGAAAAGCCAGCGCAACGGGCUCCUCAUCGCUUCUGCACUCCUUCUUUACUGGCUUCUAUUUACAGUCACCACUCUCGCUGGACGCAUCGAGCAACUCAACCAGCGGGUAGAAAAGCUCAAGCGAUCGGAGUAGAUCAAUUGUGUGUUAGGCAUCUUCUUCGCCUUCAGGCUUGGUCUGUAAUAUCUACCUUUUUCCAGUUUUUGUAGGAUUUCAUUGUAAAACUUUUUUUGUUUUAUGUUCUUGUUAAAAUCUGACUUUGGUUGUGUUCAAUAAUUGUGUUUUUAUUUACGGACCUUUAAAUUGGAUUCCGUUAAUUUGGUCUGGUUUUUCUU
Zingiber officinale is the source of this 690-nucleotide messenger RNA. RefSeq lists its product as uncharacterized. Lineage: Eukaryota; Viridiplantae; Streptophyta; Magnoliopsida; Zingiberales; Zingiberaceae. Gene Ontology annotation, biological process: endoplasmic reticulum to Golgi vesicle-mediated transport; intracellular protein transport. The coding region runs from base 95 to 490 and encodes 131 amino acids. The transcript has a single exon. Gene Ontology annotation, cellular component: endoplasmic reticulum; endoplasmic reticulum membrane. The record is from RefSeq and is a predicted model, not a curated record.